CCAUUCAUGCGACAUCUUGUGACGCCAGGAUGGUGGUGGAUUGGGAUCUGAAACUGACCUCAACGUCUCUCAUGUGGAGUGCACAGGCUUUCAGGAAAUGGAUCAGAUUUGCGUCGACGUGAAGCGUCCUGAUACUAAUGAAGAACAGCGCACACAUCAAGAUAAGACAGACGCAGAUAACACGGAGGAAAAGCUAAUCAGCUCUCACAAGUACCCGUGGAAACCAUGGAAACAUGGGCGGUCACGGAUCAGAGACUGUGUGCUGUGUGUGAAGAAGACGAUGGUCUCUUUGGCUAGUAUGGAGUGGUAUUGUUAUGCCCUUUUAGGGAUGCUUACUGCACUAAUAAGCUUCUUCAUGGACAUGACUGUGACCAAGAUUCUGAACGCUCACCAGUGGCUGUACGGUUGUCUUAAGGGUCACCAACUGCUGCAGUUCCUCUGCUGGACGCUGUACCCUGCCUGCCUCUGUGCUUUAUCCACCGGAUUUUCACACAGCAUCUGCCCAUCCUCUGCAGGUUCUGGUGUUCCUGAGGUGAGAGCUAUUAUUUUAGGGAUGGACAUGCCAGAUUACCUGUCCCUUUCCAAUUUGUUUGCUAAAGUGGUUGGCUUGACCUGCACGCUCGCCUCAGGCAGCACUGUUUUUCUCGGCAAAGUGGGUCCCUUUGUCCACUUAUCCACCAUGGUGGGUGCGUUCAUGAAUCGCCUGCAUGUUUCCUGUCGUGGUGGAAAGCAGAACGUAUCUAAAGGAGAAAUGCUGGUUGUGGCAUCAGCAGUGGGCGUGGCAAGCUGUUUUGGGGCUCCAAUAAGUGGGGUUUUGUUCAGUAUAGAGGUGAUGGGGUCUCAUUAUUCGGUCAAAGAUUACUGUCCCUGCUUCUUUGCAGCGGCUUGUGGAGCAAUAACCUUCAGAUUGCUUUCUGUUUGUAGCAGAGAUCAAGAAACCAUCCAGGCCCUGUUUAAAACCAGCUAUCCUGCUGAGUUGCCUUUCCAGCCGUUUGAAAUAUUUCUCUUUGCUUUAGUUGGGCUGAUCUGUGGUUUUAUCUGCUGCUUUUACUUAUACUGUCAUCGCUGGGCUCUGCGGUUUGUCAGGACAAACAAACCCAUCAGCAGACUUUUGACAACAGAAAAGGCUAUUUAUUCGGCCAUCGUAGCAUUUCUUCUCGCCUGCUUUACUUUUUAUCACUCGGCAGGACGUUUCAUAGCUUCUGAGCUCACAAUGAAGCAGCUGCUUUCUUCCCUGCUAGAUGCCACAUCAUGGUACAACAUUUCCCAGAAUUCCACAGGGCUGCCUGAGCCCCAGAACACAUUCUGGCAGGCAUGGAACCCACCGGAUGGAAGUUACUUCAAAACACUGGGAAUGUUUAUUCUUACCAAGGUUGGGCUGUUGGUUGUGGCGUGUACACUGCCUUUACCUGCUGGCUACUUCAUGCCAGUGUUUAUUUAUGGUGCUGCUGUUGGGCGUUUUGUAGGUGAGGUGUUUGCCUAUGUUUUCUCAGCAAAGCUUCAGUUAAACCCGGGGGGCUACGCUUUAGCAGGAGCAGCAGCUUACUCUGGGGCGGUAACGCAAACGCUCUCUCCUGCCUUAUUGGCUAUAGAGAUGACCGGCCAGUGCACUCAUGCGGUCCCUGCCUUGGUUGCUACGUUGAUAUCAAACGCGGUGGCUCGAGCAAAGCAUCGCCCAUCUUUCUACGAUGGCAUAUCCCUUAUUAAAAAGCUCCCACACUUGCCGUCUCUCAUCCGGGCUUGUCCAAAGUUGGCCUCGGUUCAGAUCAAGCAGUUUGAGAUUCCAACAGGUGUAGUGCUGGAGAAAGCUGAGGGACUGUCAAGUGUGCAGAAAAUCUUAAACGAUAACACGGAGACCGAAUUGCCUGUUGUCGACUCUCAUGACUCUUUCACUCUCGUGGGCACAGUCACCACAUCACUGCUGCGAGACUUUCUGGAUGAGCAUAAAGAUGAGGGGUUGUGUAAACAGUUAGAAGAAGCAUGUGCUAUUCAACCUGUCAGACUACAACUGGCUCCAGAAACCACAGUAAAGCAGGCCCAUUGUAUCAUGAACAUGACGGGCGAGAGGUGUUUGUUUGUAACGGAGAACGGGCGGCUGUGUGGUGUCCUCACACGGAAUGAGAUGAAGAAAAUACUCGAGGAGAUGGCAAAGGACGUCUAAUGCAUAGCAGAAGCCCAAAUGUUAAACUGAGAACAGGCAUUGAUUUAAAUCUCAUUAUGGUUAUAGUCAUCCGUAAUGAAUCAUUUGGUGGUGAUUUUACUCGCAUUAUUAUAUGGAGAUCAAGCAAUAAUCAUUCAUUGUAAAAUAAUGAGAAGUUGAUCUUCUCAUUGAAAUGAAGCGGGGGUCCAACUGAGCCAAACUCCCCCAAAGAUUUUCUACAAAAUACUGAAUAACAACACCAUCACAACAUUUUCCAUUGUGUGCAGUGACCGGAGGUCAAUUUUGAGGUAGAUUACUGUGGCAUUCUCAGAUUGUGUGGUUUAGCCAAGUCAACAAGAAAUUGUAUAUAUUUUUUCAAUAUCAGCGCCAUGUUUGCUUCAUUGGUUAUACCCAACUGUACACCAUGAUCUAUAGUGAUUACAUUAUUAAUGACACAGACCAUCUUUAAAACUGACCUUGUUACAUAGAGUCAAACAAAAAGUUAUUCAGACACCAGAUAUGAUUUUUUAGUGGGUGCGGGACACUGUAGUAUGUUUAUGUAAGCGAGGAUAGCAAAAUCAAGUAAGCUGUGUCAUAUUAUACAGAAAAUAGUGGACUACCAGCAAAAUGUAUAAAAAUCUAGGACCAAAUUAUUCAGUUGCUUUGACCUGACCAUGUUUUGCUUAAGUGUUUUAAUGCAACCUUUUUCUCCACAUACUGAACAAAAUGAAGUAUUGUUUUUUUAUUGGUACCAUCAAAUUGUGUACUUUUACAUUACAUUACAUCUUAUGCAUUUGGCGGACGCUUUUAUCCAAAGCGACUUACAUUGUAUUACAUUAUACAUUUGUUUCUAGUUAUGUGAAAUCCCUGGGAACGAAGCCAUUGGCGUUGUUAGCGCUAUGCUCUAACCACUGAGCUACAGGAAAGCUUACAUUUUGUACUUAAAUUUAACGGCUGACUUUUCAACCUAAUCCAAAACAUACCCUUCUAUCAAAGUUAUCUGACAUUAUCAAGAUGAAUAUGAUCUGACACAGUUUAACUCGGAGUUCAUGUCAUAUUUUAUUACUAUUUUCUAUAAUAAUGUGUGAAAUGUUGAAGGUGUCUGAAAAAUGUCUGGUUUAACUGUACAUAAUAUCACAUAUGGGUCUGAAUGAAAUGGAAUAUCUUGUUGUAAUCUCUCAGGGCUUAUCGACUAUAUGACCAACACUGGAAUAAAAGAGCAGUUCUGAACAAAGGAUUCAGUAAAAAAAGACGGUUGUUUGAUUUCUCGGGCCUUCAAAAUCCCAUCUUUUUCUCUGACCAUUUGUUCCCCAUAAGAGGUUAGAAGAAUUCAUAUAAAUUCUGAAUGUACGUCUCCUUUGUAUAUUUAGUUGAAAUUGAAUUCCAGUUACAAACACCAUUUUGAUUCUGCCCACCACCCCGGAGCCUCUAUCUACACAAUUAAAUCCUAAUUCAAACCUCCCCCAAAGCACAGAAGCAGCCAUGUACAUUAUCUGACACCACAAUAGGAUCACACUUUGUAAACUUCUAUUAAAAGACCCAAGAGCAUGAUAACGCUUGACCAUUCCACCUGCCAACACUCAGCUUCUUCUCCUUCUGCCACUGUAUCUAUUAGAAUUCCCCACAUCUCUCCUUUCCAUCUUCCUCUCUCUCUCUCCAGCACCUCUCUUUUGUUAGUGGAGUGUGAAUAGGGCUAAUUACGGAGAGAAGGUAGGUGAUUGUUAUUCCACCCAUCCCACUUUUGUGUCCUACAGAAC
Molecule: messenger RNA, 3897 nt
Organism: Triplophysa dalaica
Lineage: Eukaryota; Metazoa; Chordata; Actinopteri; Cypriniformes; Nemacheilidae
Gene: clcnk
Product: chloride channel K
Exons: 20
Coding region: 98-2161 (687 amino acids)
Biological process (GO): chloride transport; transmembrane transport
Cellular component (GO): membrane
Molecular function (GO): voltage-gated chloride channel activity
Source: RefSeq, a predicted model, not a curated record